AUGGAGAACUACCAGCAUGCUGUGUUUUUUGAGGCAAAGAGUCUCUCAGAUGAGGAACUUGGACAAAUACAACUAUACUUUAAAAUCAGGAGAAGGUCUGGAGGAGGAGACUGUGAGAUCUACAAAGUGGGUAACAGCACCUACAAGAUAAGUUUUAUGCAAAAAAAUGCCCAGGAAAGAGUACUAGAACGAAAGGAUCAUGUCAUCAAAGUAGAAGGGCAAGAGGACAUCCAUGUUUCAUUAAGACAUGAAAAUGUCGCUGAAAGCAGCGAACAACCUACAGCAUCUGCAAAUCAGAAAUGUGCAAGUGCUAAAAGUGUGGAGAAGGUUUUAAAACUGGACCAUUAUCUACUACGCUUCCUCAGUGAAUUAAAAAAGGCAUAUUCAGAGUUGGAGAAACAUUUCUCUACAAUCUCCAGCACUUUCAAGAUCAACAUCGACUCUGAAGAGUUGGUGGUGGUGAAGGACCCAGGAACUGAAGCUAUUUUUCCCCUGAAGAAAUGGGAAUGUGCAGUGGAUGAAGUGUUUGAGAUUCUAAAGUCACGCUAUAUCAUCCACUUUGAGGUCGAAAGUGACAAAUAUGCCAUUCUAGAAGAAAACUCUUUCCUCCAAAGUGAUAACUUAAAAAUCUAUUUUGAAAAACUAACAUGUUUAGCUGUGGUGGUUGGAGAACGAAAAGAAGUGGAGAAGAUUUUAAAAUUUCUAAGUGGCUUGCAGGACAAACAGCAGGUUCAACAAGAGUGUUGCGUGUCUGAGAAACAAUAUGAUCUCAUUAAAGAGCAGUUUGAGCCAUACGUAAAAGCUAAUUUACCUGCCCUUAAGAUCACACAGGAACGAGCAGGUGUUGUUCUUCUGAAGGGUCCUGAAAAAGAGGUCCAUGCAGGUGAAGAAGAGCAUUUAAAAUUAGUGCUAGAAAUCAAAGAGAAGAGGAUCCCAUCACAUCGUGCUCUAAUGACCUUCUUGGAAUCAAGUGGCAAUAUACAGCACUUCCAAAACCGAUUUCAGCAGAGCCUCCGCAGCCCGGUUAUGCUCGAGACUUCAGGUUCAGAUCUUCUUCUGCUGAGUCUGUCUGAUGGAGCGCUAGAGGAGGCGGCUGCUGCCGUGCAGAGAGACGUGUGUUUGGAGACUGUGCAUCUGGAAAACACUCAGAAAUCAUCUGCGUUUACUAAACUGAAGGAGGAUUUGAAUGAAGCCAUCAAUCAAGCCAAUCGUGGAAGUGUUAAAUUAGAGCUUAAAUACCAGGAUGAAUCAACUACUGACCCCAAAGUGCAACUUGUGGGCUACACUACUGAAGUUAAUAAGCUGAAGAACAUUGUGCUGGAAUACAAAAGAAACCAUCAGAACCAUCAUGCCUCCCUGCCUCUUCCCAGGCCAGAAAUGGCAGAGCACUUCUCUGAUAUCUUGGCGAUGGCCGGCAUGAAGAAGAGCAAUGUGGAAAUAAAGCCAACAUGUUCACCUUACCCAUGCAUCUACCUCACAGGACCUCGCUUAGAAGUUGAGAGUUUGAAGGACAGCCUUAAGUAAUUUCUUCAGAGUCUUGCCACUAAACGUUGUGAAGUGAAAGGACCUGGAGUUCAACAAUUUUUUCAAGGUGAAGGUACAAGGACCUUGCAAUUAGUGAAAAAUUCUUAUAUGGUUGUGAUACUGCCUAUUGAAGAUGUUCCCAAAUACACGCGCAGUACCAGUCUCCAGCCAUUUGCAUCUGCAUCUGCAUCUUCCCAAGACUCUAUGGACAUUGACAAAGACAUAAACAUUAAAGUUGUGGUUGGUAGCCUUGAGCAACAACAGGCAGAUGUGUUUGUUGCUCCGAUGACCCAAACAAACAUGACCUCAACCUUAAUUGGAUCAUCCCUGUUGAAUAAAGCAGGACAGCAGCUUCAAAAUAACUUCAACAGUGCCACGGGAAAUCUCACUCUUAAGCCUGGAGAAGUGCUGGAGGUGGACGGGACACAUGCACUGGGAUGCUCCAAGGUUUUCUUCAUAGAAUGUGCGCCAAAAGGAAACAAGCACAAAAGCGAAAAGGCACUUCGCUCUGGACUUGGCCGAGUUUUUGAGCUGUGUGAGCAGAACUCUUGGGGUUCGGUUGCGUUGCCAGUAAUUGGACCCGGCAUAGUGCUGUCAAUACCGGUCAAAGAUGCCAUUAAUAUUCUUACUCAGGAGAUCUGUGAAUAUGUAUCUGUAUCCACUGGUCUUCUGCACACCAUUUGUAUCGCAAUAAUGGCUAAUUACGCUCAUUCCGAAGAGAUGUUCCAGACAGUCUGUGGGAAUCUGAGUGCAAAAAUGGUGGACGACACAGGGGAAGCUCUGUUUCACUCACUGACCUCUGACCUCGAUGAGAUCAUCAUGCCAGUAGAUGGGAUUGAACUCCAUCUAGUGUUUGGAGACAUCACUAAUGAGACUACUGAUGCCAUCGUGAACACCACUGACUUUAAGGACUUCCAGACAGCUGGAGUGUGUAAGGACAUCCUUACUAAGGCAGGACCUCAAAUCCAGGCUCAACUGACAGACGAGAGUGUAGCAAGAGGGCAGAUCUUUACGACCCCGCCAGGAGGCUUCCCCUGUAAGACGAUCAUGCAUGUUUGUGGACUGAGGGACCCUGGUGUUAUCAAGACCUUGGCAAAAGAAAUAGUGGUUCAAAGUGAGCACGGCUGCUACUGGUCUGUGGCCAUUCCUGCGAUCUGUGCUGGACAAGGAGGUUUGGAUCCAAAUGUGGUGGCCAAAUCCAUUCUAGAGGGAGUAAAGGAUGGUGUUCAAGGAGCGAAUCUUCAACAUCUCAAAAGGAUUCGGAUCGUUCUGCUGAAGAUUAAUGUUUUCCUGGCAUUCAAAGCGACGGCAAAGCAAAUCUUUGGUGGUAAUACACAGUUAACAGCUCCUGCACCACUUGUACCUACCAGUGUAAUCAGCAGAGGGCGCAGUGGAUCAACUAGAUCAAGCAGAUCACAUUCCUUAACCUCACCAGUCGCUUUGGACUUGAGUUCUCUAGUGACAUCUUUGCCUGACACAGAGAGCAGAGCAGCAUUUCUAGUCAUUGGUCACACCAAUAAUGAAGUGUCUGAUACCUGUAGAGAACUUCAGCAGGCAUAUGAGGACCAGUGCUCCACACACACUUUCUUUCUUGAUGAGAUCAGGUGCCUCACUCCGGAUGAGAUGGACCAGCUGCUCUCUAAAGUGAAUUCACUGCACCUGCAGAUAGAUACAAGCAGCUCUGAUAGAUGGGUAGUAAAAGGACUGAAGGAUGGAGUGAAUGAGGUGGUUAGACUGAUACAAGACGCACUUCGUAGACAGGUAAGAGACAAGGACCAGUCCAUUCUCUUCAAUCAAGUCACGUGGUGCAUUUUGGGAUCACGGGGCAUUUGGCAGAAGGUACCAAAAGACGUGAAUUAUAAGCUUGAGAAAAAAGAUGUGAAAGAUGGAAUUGUGGAUGCACAGGGUGUGAAAUGGACUGUGAAUUUGAGAAAGAUGGAGGCUAAAGCAUGUCAUUCAGGAGAGGUGACCGCUCUCAAACGACUGGAAAACCUUUCAGAUUUCUCUUUGCCAAUCUACUGGGACAACAUGAGUCAAGGUGACUCCUUACAGGUGAUUGACCUAGAUCCAUCAUCCACGGAGUAUCAGACUGUGAAGGCAGACUUCAAGAAGACUGUCACAAAAACAGAGCUCAAGAUCCAGCGCAUCCAGAACAUGAAUCUUCGGCGGUUAUACGAGGGGCGUAAAAUAGAGCUGGAGAACAAAAAUGGUUCUGUGGGAGCAGCAGAGAAGAUCCUUUAUCACGGCACAUCAGAGGAAUCCUGCUCAUCCAUCAUGAAGUCCAACUUUAAUCGAAAUUUUGCAGGGCAAAAUGCCACCAACUACGGUCAUGGGACGUACUUCGCUGUGAACGCCAGCUACUCUGCCCAAAACAAGUAUGCAGUUCCUGCAGCAGAUGGGACUCAGCUCAUGUUUGUGGCUCGUGUGCUUACGGGUUAUUACGCUCUGGGUCAGGCGGACAUGAGGACACCCCCUGUUCAUGUGGCACCUGACCGCUAUGACAGCGUGGUGGAUAAUAUGCAGAAUCCCUCCAUGUUUGUGGUUUUCCACGACUGCCAGGCUUAUCCAGAAUACCUCAUCACAUUCAAAUGAACUUCAACGAAACCAACUUGUCUCACUUGUCAACAGUGAUCAGUUAGAUAGUUGAUUUUACAUUUAAAUGUAAUAAUUUAGGGGAUACUUAUAUCCAGAGGGUUUGAGUUAGUUACUACAUACC
Molecule: messenger RNA, 4240 nt
Organism: Sinocyclocheilus grahami
Lineage: Eukaryota; Metazoa; Chordata; Actinopteri; Cypriniformes; Cyprinidae
Product: poly [ADP-ribose] polymerase 14-like
Exons: 16
Biological process (GO): negative regulation of gene expression; protein poly-ADP-ribosylation
Cellular component (GO): nucleus; cytoplasm
Molecular function (GO): NAD+ poly-ADP-ribosyltransferase activity; transcription corepressor activity
Source: RefSeq, a predicted model, not a curated record